This is a messenger RNA of Myzus persicae (green peach aphid), 2111 nucleotides long. RefSeq names its product integrator complex subunit 11 (gene IntS11). The transcript has 3 exons. The record is from RefSeq and is a predicted model, not a curated record. Lineage: Eukaryota; Metazoa; Arthropoda; Insecta; Hemiptera; Aphididae. Gene Ontology annotation, biological process: snRNA processing. The coding region runs from base 233 to 2044 and encodes 603 amino acids. Gene Ontology annotation, cellular component: nucleus.
UAUUAAGAAUAUUGUGUUAUUAGAAAAAAAUAUUUGAUUUACCAAUUAUUAUACUAAAGGCUUUAAUAGAUUUUUGAUAUUUUUAAUCAUUGGGAUGAGAGCAGAAUUUGUUCAUUGAAUCUGUCAGUCGGCAGUUAUUUUUAAAUUGAAAAUGUAAAUGUUUACAUAAAUUAGAUUUGUUGGAGCUGUUUUAUUUUGUUAAAUAUUUAAUACCAAUACUUACCCCACGAUCAUGAAUAUCAGCAAUCGCAUUGUAGUUACCCCGUUGGGAGCUGGUCAGGAUGUUGGACGUAGCUGCAUCAUAAUAACAAUUGGUAAUCGAAAUAUUAUGCUUGAUUGUGGAAUGCAUAUGGGCUAUCAAGAUGAACGGAAAUUUCCUGAUUUUUCAUAUAUUACAUCUGACGGUAAUAUUACAGACAUAAUUGACUGUGUAAUAAUUUCACAUUUUCAUUUGGAUCAUUGUGGUGCAUUGUCCUAUUUAACCGAACACCUUGGUUAUCAUGGUCCUAUAUAUAUGACACAUCCAACAAAAGCAAUUGCUCCAAUUCUAUUAGAAGAUAUGCGUAAACAUUUAGUUGAAUAUGAAGAAGAAGCGAAAUAUUUUACAUCAAGUGCAAUUAGAGAUUGUAUGAAGAAAGUAACUGCAGUGAAUCUACAUGAAGUUGUGACUGUUAAAGAUGACAUAGAACUAAAAGCAUAUUAUGCAGGCCAUGUAUUGGGAGCUGCCAUGUUUUACAUUAAAGUUGGAAAUGACUCUGUGGUAUACACUGGAGACUUUUCCAUGACCCCUGACCGCCAUUUGGGAGCUGCUUGGAUUGACAAAUGUCGACCAACAUUACUUAUAACAGAAUCAACAUAUGCCACAACAAUUAGGGAUUCAAAGCGAUGUAGGGAGCGAGACUUUUUGAAAAAUGUGCAUGAAUGUAUAGAUCGUGGUGGCAAAGUGUUGAUACCAAUUUUUGCAUUGGGAAGAGCUCAAGAGUUGUGUAUUCUUAUUGACACUUACUGGGAUCGUAUGGGUCUUAAAGUUCCCGUUUAUUUUGCAGCCGGUUUAACUGAGAAAGCUAAUAGUUAUUACAAGAUGUUUAUAACUUGGACAAAUCAAAAAGUCAGGCAAACAUUUGUUCAACGGAACAUGUUUGAUUUUAAACACAUUAAACCAUUUGAUAAAACAUAUAUGCAUAAUCCCGGUCCUAUGGUGGUGUUUGCCACGCCUGGUAUGUUACAUGCUGGCUUAUCGUUGAAUAUAUUUAAAAAGUGGGCUCCAGAUGAGAAAAACAUGUUGAUUGUACCAGGUUACUGUGUAUCUGGAACUGUUGGAAAUAAAGUCUUGAGUGGUUCUAAAAAAAUUGAAGCUGAACCAAACAAAUUCAUUGACGUUAAAAUGUCUGUAGAAUAUUUAUCAUUUUCAGCUCAUGCUGAUGGUAAGGGUAUCAUACAAUUAAUAAAAAAUUGUGAGCCUCAAAAUGUGUUAUUGGUUCACGGCGAAGAAGAAAAAAUGAAAUUUCUCAGAGCUAAAAUAAUGCAAGAAUUUAACAUCAAUUGUUAUAUGCCUGCUAAUGGAGAAACUGUUGAAAUUGAAACAGCAAACAUACAUACAUUCAAUAUGAGUACAAAACUAGUUAAAGAAAUAUUAGAUGAUCAGUCAAACAAUUUGGGAAAUGGGAAGCGCUUGGUCCACGGAGCAUUCCUUUUAAAAAAUGGUUCCGCUAAUUUAAAUGCCAUGAGUGUGAAAGAUACUUUCAAAGAAUUGGAUAUUCAACGACACACCUUAAGAUUUACUUGUACGGUGGAAAUUAAAGAAUCUUCUACGAUCCAAAAAACUAAAACUAAAUUAUAUGAUAUGCUAGAAAAUAAUUUACCAAUUUUUAAAAACAAACUUACCAUGUCCGAUGGAUCAAUAUCUUUAGCAUCAAUUUUAGUGACUGUAGAAGAUGGUAUGGAUAGUAAUAAAAAGAAAAUUGUAAUUUCAUGGGCUAAUGAAGAUGAGCCACUGGGUAAUCAUGUGCUUGAAAUGUUACAAAAUAUGAGCAAGUCUGAUUAAUAUAAAUGUUUGUAUUUCUUUUUGAAUAUCACAAUUCAAAUAAAGAUGAUUGAAAAUAAUUUGUAAA